Molecule: messenger RNA, 959 nt
Organism: Owenia fusiformis
Lineage: Eukaryota; Metazoa; Annelida; Polychaeta; Sabellida; Oweniidae
Source: the annotation of a GenBank genome assembly
AUGAACAUAUCUGAGACUGCUUUCAUCACGAAAAUCACGCCUUUGGAUUCUUUCAAGAGUUCAAGCUAUUUUGGUCUACGUUGGUUCACGCCUACCAACGAGGUGCCCUUGUGUGGUCAUGCUACUUUGGCGUCCGCGUCUGCCCUCUUUAUGUGUGAAGGAAAUACGUCACAGAAGCUAGGCUUUAAGACAUUGAGUGGGGAUCUGUUUGCAACACGUGAUGGCAACAAAAUUAUGCUAGAUCUUCCACUAAAUCCACCAGAACCUACUGAGGUGAACUAUUCAGAUCUAAUCAUAGCAGUGAUUGGUGACCUCAUUGAUGUCGUAAAAGAUAUCCAAUAUUCAGCUACUACUAAGAAACUACUGAUCAGACUAAGAGACGACACACAAAGAACAGCCUUGGAAAACAUCACUCCUAAUUUCGAGAAAAUGUUGGAGUUGCACACAACUGGGGUUGUGAAAGGCGUUGGGGUAACAUUAAAAGGAAGUACCGAAAAUGGAGCCAUAGACCACAAAGGUCAACAAUAUGACUUCAUAUCCAGAUAUUUUGCCCCAUGGGUUGGUAUCAAUGAAGAUCCAGUGACAGGGUCAGCACACACUGUGCUCGGUCCUUACUGGGGAAAACAACUCGGAAAGACAGAACUAUACGCCCGCCAAUGCUCCAAAAGAGGCGGUGAUCUUGUCAUAAGUAUACGACAAGAUGGCCGUGUUAACGUAGGGGGCGCUGCAAAGGUGAUAAUUAAGGGACAAAUAUAUGUAUAAAAUUGUUCAAGGUGUUAUUUCUGUUACAUAGUUUGAAAUUCUGAAAUAUACUGAAAAUCAUAAUUGAGCAAACGGUAAACAAGAACCAGGUUAUAUAUUUAGGGAGAGGUAAUCCAUCAUGCUGUGUCUAAAUGUUUUAUGCUGGAUUAUAACAGCGAAUCGAUUUACACAGUAUUUUUUACAAACAGUACAUUGUC